This is a messenger RNA of Sesamum indicum (sesame), 753 nucleotides long. Lineage: Eukaryota; Viridiplantae; Streptophyta; Magnoliopsida; Lamiales; Pedaliaceae. The record is from RefSeq and is a predicted model, not a curated record.
UGUGAAGUUGCGAGCCCCCACAAUCAUAAAUGAUUGUAAUAAAAGCUAUAAUAUAAGUGACAACUUAAGCCACCAAAGAGCUUAUUCCAACCUAUUUUUCUUUACCUCCAUCAAUGGAAGAAUCCCAGGUAGUUAAGCUCUAUGGCUUUUGGCCAAGCCCUUAUGUGUAUAGAGUGAUAUGGGCACUGAAGCUGAAGGGUAUAGAGUAUGAGUACAUAGAAGAGAACCUCCCCAGCAGAAGUCCAUCCCUUCUGGAGUACAAUCCAGUUCACAAGAAGGUCCCCGUGCUCGUUCACGGAGGGAAGCCGGUGGCCGAGUCCAUGGUGAUCCUCGAGUAUAUUGAAGAAACAUGGCCGGAUCAGCGGAACCCCUUGCUUCCCUCAGAUCCUUAUGAGAGAGCCACAGCUCGUUUUUGGAUCAAUUUUGGACAGCAGAAGCCUCACGGUUUUCGCGUUGUUUCGAUCUACUGAAGAGGAUAAGGAGAAGACAGCAGCACAAGUAAUGGAAGCACUUAAGAUCAUUGAGGAUCAGGCGCUGGGAGAUAAGAAAUUCUUUGGUGGGAAUAGAAUUGGACUAGUGGACUUGUCGUUUGGGUGGCUUGCACAUUGGUUUGGAGCAAUGCAAGAAACCGUGGGGGUUCAGGCUCUUGAACCGAACAAUCUGCCUAGAUUGCAUAGAUGGACAAAGCAUUUCAAACAAGAACCUGUGAUUAAGGAAAAUCUUCCUGACACCAAAGCAUUGUUGGCUCACUUC